Messenger RNA from Esox lucius (northern pike), 5840 nucleotides. RefSeq names its product potassium voltage-gated channel, subfamily H (eag-related), member 4a (gene kcnh4a). Gene Ontology annotation, cellular component: membrane. Gene Ontology annotation, biological process: regulation of membrane potential; potassium ion transmembrane transport. The record is from RefSeq and is a predicted model, not a curated record. The transcript is spliced from 16 exons. Bases 622 to 4311 code for a protein of 1229 amino acids. Lineage: Eukaryota; Metazoa; Chordata; Actinopteri; Esociformes; Esocidae. Gene Ontology annotation, molecular function: voltage-gated potassium channel activity.
AGUCAGUUUAUCUGUUGCGUUUCGUGUGCAACAAGAGAGGCAGUGUGUGAAGAGAUGAGAGGAGAGAGGAUAUGGACUAGAGGCUGAAAGCGGGAGCAAGAAGACCGAACAGAGACGUUGACUGUUUGAAAACUGUGAAGUGGAAACAAGCAGGAAAAGAGAGGAGGGAUGUAGAGGAAAACCUACAGGAAGAGAAGGAAACAGAAAUAGGGAAAGUGAGAGUGAAAAGGAGACGCUCGUGCAGGAGAACAAACAGAAUGGAAGCGAUGUGCUCAUCCUGCUCUCCUGCUGGGACUCAGUGAGACAGAGGAUUAGACAAGCCUUCAGAGACUGAUCUCUGUGGAGGAGAGAAGAGCAGGGAGGUACACCACAUAACCGGAUGACUCUGAGCUGACAGUGAAUACCUUUGAGGAAAAAAACAAGACCAUAAACCUGACACUGAGGUAAAUUCCCCCGUUACCCUGGUCUGUAGCCGAGCACCGAGUCAAGGGGCCACAUCCAUGGAGGCGCAGACUGCCAAGUCAUUUGGUCUGACUUGCCCCAGCCGUCCUUUCAGCCCCUGUCUCUCAGGAGAUGGAGUGAUCUGGUGAGUCCAGCCGUGGGUCUCAGUCCUUGGACAACAUGCCAGUGAUGAAAGGCCUCUUGGCCCCGCAAAACACCUUCCUGGAAACCAUCGCCAACCACUUUGAUGGCACCCACAGCAACUUCCUGCUGGGGAAUGCUCAGGGUAGUCACGGUUACCGUAUUGUGUACUGCUCGGAUGGCUUCUGCGAGCUGACCGGGUUCAUGCGCACCGAGGUGAUGCAGAAGACGUGCGCCUGUCGGUUCCUUCACGGGGCUGAGACCAGCGAUAGGGUGAUCCAGCAGAUGGACAAGGCCCUGGAAGGGCAGCAGGAGUACCAGGGAGAGGUGCGCUUCUACAGGAAGAACGGAAAUCCAUUCUGGUGCCUUCUUGACAUUGUGCCAAUCAAGAACGAGAAGGGUGAGGUGGUUCUCUUUCUGUUCUCCUUCAAAGAUGUCACUGAGUCAUAUGGAAAAAGCCACUAUCACAGCAGCAGGAGAGAGGGGGAGGCCACAGGCAUCUCAGAGGAUUCACACCCAAGCAGAAAACACAGACGUUCACACCUUGCCCAAGUCAGAGAGAGGGUCAGAACUGUCCUAUCCCACCUCACCACCCAGUUCUCCAAGAGGGGACAGGGGAAGCUGCCCAAUAGUGUUUUCCAGAAGCCGUCCCUGCCAGAGUACAAGGUGGCGGCGGUGCAGAAGUCCCGCUUCAUUCUGCUCCACUACAGCGUGUCUAAGGCCAUGUGGGAUUGGCUGAUCUUACUGGCCACGUUCUACGUGGCUGUCACCGUGCCCUUCAAUGUCUGCUUCGUCAGUCACCACGAUGACAGCGAUCGUGACUCCCGCAGCACCAUCGUCAGUGACAUCGCCGUGGAAAUGCUCUUCCUUCUGGAUAUCAUUCUGAACUUUCGAACCACGUAUGUGAGUCUGUCGGGUCAGGUGGUCUAUGAUGCCCGUUCCAUCUACCUCCAUUACUGUGGAACCUGGUUCUUUGUUGAUCUGAUCGCUGCUCUUCCCUUCGACCUCCUCUAUGCCUUCAACAUCACUGUGACGUCUCUGGUCCACCUCCUCAAGACGGUCCGCCUGUUACGCCUGCUGCGCCUGCUACAGAAGCUGGAUCGCUACUCGCAGUACAGCGCCGUGGUUCUGACCCUGCUCAUGUCCGUGUUCGCCCUGUUGGCUCACUGGAUGGCCUGCGUCUGGUACGUCAUCGGCCGCAGGGAGAUAGAGAGCAGCGACCCUGUCACCUGGGACAUAGGCUGGCUGCAGGAGCUGGGGAAGCGUCUGGAGACUCCGUACAUUAACAGCACGAUAGGUGGCCCCUCCAUGCCCAGCGCGUACAUCGCCUCCCUCUACUUCACCCUCAGCAGCCUCACCAGUGUGGGCUUUGGCAAUGUGUGUGCCAACACAGAUGCAGAGAAGAUCUUCUCCAUCUGCAUCAUGCUAAUGGGGGCCCUGAUGCACGCUGUGGUCUUUGGCAACGUGACGGCCAUCAUCCAGCGCAUGUACUCCCGCCGCUCGUUAUAUCACACGCGAAUGAAGGACCUCAAGGACUUCAUACGUGUGCACCGUCUCCCCCAGCUGCUGAAACAAAGGAUGUUGGAGUACUUUCAGACCACCUGGUCCGUGAACAAUGGCAUCAACGCCAACGAGCUGCUACAUGACUUUCCGGAUGAACUGCGUGCGGACAUCGCCAUGCACCUGAACAAGGACAUACUGCAGCUGCCAGUGUUUGAGCGGGCCAGUAGGGGGUGUCUGCGCUCCCUGUCCCUGCACAUCAAGACCUCAUUCUGCGCCCCGGGGGAGUACCUCAUCCGCCAUGGAGACGCGCUGCAGGCUAACUAUUUCGUCUGCUCUGGGUCUCUGGAGGUGCUUAAGGACGACCUGGUUCUUGCUAUCCUGGGCAAGGGGGAUCUGAUCGGGGCAGACCUGCCCGGGCAGGACCAGGUGAUCAAAACCAAUGCGGACGUGAAGGCUCUGACCUACUGUGAUCUGCAGCACAUCAGCGUCCGAGCCCUCAGAGAGGUCCUGUCCCUCUACCCAGAGUACGGUAGUCGUUUUAGCGAUGACAUCCACCACAACCUCACCUACAACCUCAGAGAAGGCAGCGAGGCGGAGGCUCUGACGAGGUUCUCGCGGUCCCCAAGGCUGUCACAGGAGCACGUGGAUACGGGGCCCAAGCAUCCCUUCAUCGUAGAGGCAGAAGAUGCGGGGUCUGGUGAGGACAUCAGCCCCUGUUCCAGCGGGGCCUCCCGCCCAGGACGUCUGCCCCUGCUGCAUGGCCUCAGCAACCCCCUUGGGGAGGAGCUUCGACAUGCCAGUGCACACCGUCUCUGCCGCUCCCCGGUCCAGGGCUGCAGAAGCCGUAGCCCCUCCCCUCAGCUGCUGUCCAAUGAGGAGGUUCCUCCCGCCCCAGUGCCGAUGGUGGUCACAGACCACAGCUCAUGUUAUAGGCCAGCCAAGCUGCUCAUUCCUUCUGUGCAUUGUGUCAGCCCCUUGGACCUCAGCCCCAGGGUUGUGGAUGGCAUUGAGGAUAACAAGCACACAUUUCACUUCAAUGUGGAACAAGGCGAGGCAAAAACAGUUAACAAAGACCUAUUCCAGGUGAACACCAACUUACUUCUUGAGACUGAAGAGGUGAGGCAGAACAUGGGCCUGCUGAACAAGGAGAUGAGUGCCCUAAACCAGGAAGUGUCCAACCUGACCAAGGAGCUACAUGAGAUGAUGCGUUUCCUGCAGGCCCAUGUGACUUUGUUUCACCACCCCUCCACUGUCUCCACCUAUCCAUACGGCAUGCAGAUGGUCCACAAUCCCAGCGGUGAGAUGAAUGUUUCCAGUAACUGGCAGACCCAAGUGCCUUUCAGCGUGCCGACUGGACCUCACUCUUCUCACCUCCACCAUGACCCCCUGAGCCACCCUGCCAGGAACAUGUGGAUCUACAGCGGGGUUCCCCCCGAGGGUACACAUCUCACCAGUGGUCAGAAGGUGGAGGUGGAGCACCUUCACCGGCUGCCUGAUCCCAGGUCAUCCUGUUUACAUCCGUGCUGCUCAGACAGAGGUAGAACUACCGGUCAGGGACUAGAAGCCCGAUGUAUGCCUUUCCAGACCUCCAGAACUACACCCAACUCUCCCUUCAUGGCCCAGUGCCGGACCGGGCAGUCCCUUCUGGGACUCAGUUCAGAUGUCCCAAUAGUCCCAGGUGUCGUUCCUGGGCAGGUUGGCCCCCAAGCCAUCCCAGCCAUCAGUAGUUCUAGUUCCCUAGGUUCUUCAGGCAUCCUCAGCCAGUCUCACCCCUCCUUGAGCAUCCAGGUCAGCUCUGACCUCAGCCACUCUCUGUGCAGCUCUCCAACUCCCAUUCACGCCUCACUGACUCUCACAGGCCAACCACAGCUCCACACCACCUUCAGUUCUCGCUCUGGGGCCUACAUGUCUGUCAGCCCAACAGACAACCAGACACACCACCAGAUCACCCAGGGGCAGAGGUCUCACAACAGAGCUAGGCAGAAUGACCUGGUGGGCUCUAGUCCUGUCCACACAUUGGACCCAGCCCUUCCUUUGGUGGGGCCAUUAAUCAGGUCAGGUCCAGACUGCAGAGGGUUAAAGACUGAGUACCCACAGGACAAGGAGAUAGCUGAGAGAAUGCAGAGUGAAGCUGAGCUGGCAGAGAUCCAGUCCCAGGGGAUGAACAUCAGCACACAGCAGGGCCUGGACGUGGAGCCUCUCUGGGGCUUGGAAGUGACACGUUAGCAGCUGUCUUGUCCUAAAAAACCAAACCUGGGCAACAAAUGACAGACUUUUUGGCCAUGAUGAGAAAUUAUUUCACUGCCUACAUCACUGCUUAAAAAGAAAAAUACAAUAGAUAAAGAUCACAGUCCCCCCCCCCCCCCCAAUUUUGCAUUAACUACUGUACCUUCACUAAAAACAUUUUGCAUCAAUGGUUUCAAAACACAAAAUUCGACCAUGACUACCUUUUGAUUUGUAUAGAGAGUUCUCUGUCUGAAGAGAGGACCCACUGCAUAUUUUAUUUCUUCCCUGAUCAAAGUUGACAAAAUAAAUAGCCAUUGAAAACUGACCCUUGUUAGUCACUGUCACCUAGGGUUGCAUUAACAAGUCCAGCAACUGUCUGGAGCCCACAGAGACCAAACAAAUGACAAGGAAUAUUGUUGCCGCUUGAUAAUGCCAAGCGCUUCAAGUAAACUGUCAUUUUUGGAUAAGUCUCUUGUGUUUACAAUAUUAUAAAUAACACUACAAAUCACAGUACACCUGGAACGGUCGGUCAUGGCCUUGCUGUGCCAGUCAUUGCAGUUCUGUGUGUUCUGGUUCUAGUUUAAAUUUUUCUAUGUUCAGUCUCUUUAAUGUACUGCUUUCACCUGUAUCUCGUUAACCCCUUGUUUAGUCCCUGUGUGAGUUCCCCCUGCCCUUGUGUUUCUUGUUGCUCAUUGUUUUGUCUCUAUGGCUGUGUGGUUUUUUUUUUGUGAGUCUUUGGAUUAAACCACGUUUGCUAAUGAAACCUCUGCAUCUGUGUCCUGCGUCCAUGCCACACCCUGACAACACCACAUUGCCACUGAAUGUACUACGUUUGAUGUCUUUUUUCACUGUAUGUACAGUAUUGAUAUGGACCAGAGAUUGAGGAAAAACUGAAUUAGUUUACAAAAAGAAUCAGACAGCUCUCAUUUAUCGUUUCCUGUGAACUGAAAGUCGUUACUGAAAGAGGGUUUCUUUACUCAUUCUAAAAUGAGAUCUGACAGUCAGAGAAAAAGCAAAUCCCACCCCUUUGCCUCAUUAUAUUGUGUUUACAUGGAAAGUAUCAUCACAUAAUGAGCAUUAUUCUGACGUGGUUUUAUGUGAUUUAAUUGCCUGUGAACACAAGGGGGAUAUCUGGAUAUUACAGCAUGCAGUCAACAUCUGUGCUCAUUAUUUUAGUAAAAACUGUCUGGCUAGACUGCCAAAGAGGACCUAUGGUCAUUUGAGUUUUUCCCUCUGUCUUCUUCUGCAAUAUAUGCCCUUCAGGACAUACUGUAGCUCUCUCUGCAUAUCUUCAUGCUCUUGUAGCUUGACUCUUUUUCUGGCUUUUUCUAUGCUGUGUACUUUACUGAUACUUGUUCAUAACUGACACUGAAAAAAGACUUGCAGUGUACACUGUCAGCACAGCAGCUAAGAAAGCUUACAGAUUAGUUUGCUUUGUACACACGUGCCAGUGUGAAUAGUUGUAUACCUAUUUUGAUUGUGAUUUGAAAAAAUAAAACGAUUUAAUAAACAGAAUAUCAUCAACGUCA